This is a messenger RNA of Cercopithifilaria johnstoni, 1353 nucleotides long. Lineage: Eukaryota; Metazoa; Nematoda; Chromadorea; Rhabditida; Onchocercidae. The record is from the annotation of a GenBank genome assembly.
AUGAAAAAUAUUCACAUAUUUGGGAAGUCCGUUAUUUGGGAAUGUAUCAAAUGUCAAAAGCGUACGUUCAUCCAUCGAUGGAGCAAAUUUAUAAGAUGGCAGGAAUUGGUGGCGGAAGAGGUGGAAGAGAAGAAAGUUGAAAAUUCUAUCAAGAAUUAUAUCAAACUAGCAGGAGGUGCAUAUAUUUCUCCUGAACGCGUCGAAGAUGCUCUGCCGAGAAAACAACCGGAGGAUGUACCAAAUGAUAUCGAAUUUAAUACAUUUUAUACUCAAUUGAGAUAUGUCGACCAUAGUUUGGAUAAUUUACGUCGCUUUAAACGUUAUCAACAUUUCCAACAUCUCCAGUAUGAUCAAAGGUUUAUUCCGGAACGUUUAUUAUUUCUUGGUCCAGAUUUAGCCGCAGCUCAUUUUUUGGUACAUCGCGGAGCAGCCGUGAAGUUUGUUGGCGAUAAUAUAUGGAUUAAAAAGGAUGACAAGGGAAAUUAUGCAUUACCAGGACAAAAAAUUCCCGGUUUAUACAUUGAAGCAAUUGAUGCAAGUGAUACAGAGUUGAUGUUCGAAGGUUUAGAAAAUCUGGCUAACUUAAGCCAUUUACGAUUGCUAAGACUUGCUGGUUGUUGUUAUGCGGACGAUUGGAUGAUGUCACGGAUUGGUGCAUUGUUCUCUGAGUCACUUGAAAUGCUGGAUCUCAGUGAUUGUAAUCGAAUCACAACCAAAGGUUUGGCUGGCCUACGGACGCUCAAGAAAUUGCGCUAUCUUCGAUUGGAAGGGAUGGAUCAUAUCAAGGAUAUUGCAAAAGCGGCUUUAUUAUUAGAAGAAUCAAUUCCGAAUUUGAGAGUAUUUGGGGUCAAUUAUGAAAAUGCUAUGCAAUCAUUGCAGAGAGAAAUGAAACUUCUGGCAAACGAAAGGGUUGUUACUGAUGCGAAAGGUAAUGCAUAUGUUGAGGAUGAUGAUGGACGAUUAUUUUAUGUCGCUGGCCGAGUAAACGAACGACCUGCUGUCACGGAUGAUGAUAAACCAUUGAUGACAAGCACAAUUCGACGUGAACUUCCGGAAAUGGAAAUUGCUGAAUUUGAGCGAUUGGAUGAACUUUCGGGUGGUAAAUUACGACAUUUAUUGGUGGGUUCACCUAGUGGAUAUUCGUGGACACAAGAGGUGGAAACGAUUCUGAGUUUUGAAGAAAAAUGGAAGAAAAAGUAUGGUAUUCCGGUAGAUCAGAAACUUUUACCGAAAUCAAAGCGAACUUUACAGCUGGAAGAUUCGGUGAAACUAACCAAUAAUUCAUUAUCUGAUAAACAGGAAGAAUAUAUAUUAAUAGAAGAUAAGGUGAUGAAGGAAAAAGUUAGUGUGUGA